This is a messenger RNA of Impatiens glandulifera, 758 nucleotides long. Its product is annotated as RING-H2 finger protein ATL70-like. The record is from RefSeq and is a predicted model, not a curated record. The coding region runs from base 1 to 528 and encodes 175 amino acids. NCBI's taxonomy places the organism in Eukaryota, Viridiplantae, Streptophyta, Magnoliopsida, Ericales, Balsaminaceae. The transcript has a single exon.
AUGAAUUCAACAGUCGGCACCGGCGGUUUCCUCGACAGUCCAAACAUCGGCGGCUUCGGUUACGCAAUCGGCGUCUCCGUCGGAAUCCUCCUUCUAAUAACCACCAUCACUCUCGCCUCCUAUUUCUGUACCCGUCUCCCCAAUUCCACCGUCGCCGUCGCCGGUCCCAACUCCGCCGCCGCCAGACAGAGGAAUGAUGAUGUAUUACAGUUUCAUACAGUAGUUGAAGUGGGUAUUGACGAGGAAACACUUUUGAGUUUUCCUAGGUUAUUAUAUUCAGAAGCAAAGAUGAAGAAGAAAGAUACAACAACAACAGCAACAUGUUGUUCGAUUUGUUUGGCAGAUUAUAGAGGAAAUGAUGUUUUAAGAUUAUUGCCGGAAUGUGGUCAUUUGUUUCAUCAAAGAUGUGUUGAUCCAUGGUUAAGAUUACAUCCCACUUGUCCGGUUUGCCGGAAUUCGCCGGUGCCGACACCACUUUCCACGCCGUUAGCGGAAGUUGUUCCUCUAUCAACCAGACAGGGUGGAUGAAUAAUGAAGAUGAUGAUGAAUCGAUGAUGAUGAUUCAUUAAUUAUUACUGUUUUUGAUUAUUUCAUGAUACUUGUGUUUCUUUUUUUACUUAUUUUAUUUUUGUUGGGUUUAAUAUAUACAAGCAGUGGCUAAUUAACAAAUUAGUAAGUAAAUUAUAUAGAUUAUUUUAGUUGUUUGAAAUGCUUUUUUGGGGUAGAAAAGAAUGUGGAAUUAUAGUUUUUCUUUUAAA